AUGCCUGUAAGCCUCUUUCAAUCCAUCAGACCCCUCACCGCGCUGACCGUUGGCAUGUCUAAGACGAUUGCCCUUCCUCCAUUGCGCCUUGUUGCCGUCAAAGUUAUCACGCAGCCAUCUCGCUCUUUGAUAGAGCGGUGGAUGAAUACAGCGACCAAAGAUCGCUACAAACAUCUUUUGGAGCGGAUCGAAGACCCAGACCAAGAUGUAGACUAUGAAGACUUUUUGUCGUGUCUCGUGGACGAGCACGGCAACCUACGGCGCCUUUCCCGGCUUGAUGAUGAACAGUUCCGCUUUGCUUUGGACAAGCUAUCCGACCGUAAGCAAAGAGAUCGAGCGGCGCGUUCGCGGUCUUUGUCUCCGACUUCGAGCACCCGUUCUUCCCUGCAUCCCACGCCGUCUAUAAUCUCGCGACCGAGUUCGCCGGAGGACGCGAUGUCCAUCAACCAGGCUAACAUGCCCUCAGAUCUCGUUUUACUUGCCUCGGGGAAUCAGCCGAUUCUCGACGAUGCUGGGUGCCCGGUUCACAAUAGGCAUGGCAUCUUCUCGAGCGGGAACGCGUCGGAAUUCAGCCACCUCUUCCCGUCCGGCAAUAUUUUGGAGCACUCGCACCACCAAGUGUCGUUAUUUCCUCUGCUUCUCCCGUACAUCAUCCCUGCUCAGCGGAAGAACGUGCAAAUGGUGCACAGGAGUCCUGUUCACGCGAAAGGCCCUGCACGCGACCAGUUCGAAGCUGCAACUCGGGCCCACUCAGAGAUGCUCCUGGCUUAUAUGACACCCCCGAGGACUCGGAGCCAGACUCGGACUGCGAGUCCUCUGAAAGCUGCUGCUCUUCACCGUCUGCCUUAA
Messenger RNA from Cyclocybe aegerita, 849 nucleotides. Lineage: Eukaryota; Fungi; Basidiomycota; Agaricomycetes; Agaricales; Hemipholiotaceae. The record is from the annotation of a GenBank genome assembly.